AUGUCGCGAUUGUCCCGGUUAUUUGACAAGUCCAGUCGGACUCAGCCUGUUACCUCGGAGAAAUCAGGCAACUCUGCCUGGACUCAAGUCGGCAAUGCAGCCGAUCAUCUUCUAGCAGAGCUUGAAUCCCUCUACUGGACCGGUGUCAAUGAAGAACUCGACUGCAUUGUUUCCACUCUACGACAAUGGCAGCAACCGCAGUUCCAGCACAUCCACUCAGACGAGAACGAUAGACUGGUCAGCGGCUUCGACACAUUCAUCGCCAAUGUCAUUCCGCAGUCAUCGCCGACAGCCCCCCAGCUCGCCUCCCAAAUAUCUCCCAGUACAACUGAAGCCAAAGUGCGCCUGGUGAGAAGCGCGCAAAUCCGUGCAAUGGAGUUGGCCGCCGCGAAGGCCAGGACGAAGGUGAAUCUCGCCGUGCACAAACGCCUGGCACAGCGUCCUAUAGAGACAGAUACCGCCAAGCGGCGAGCACGGCUGCUCCUUCAAGCAGCUGGAUUCCUGGACAUUGAGAAAACCAUCGAGCAUUCACCAGCAUCAGGCACACCCAGCCCUCUCACCCCGCAGCUACGAAUGACCAAGAAAGGGUUGAGAGGGUGUCCCAUCCCGUCUGUCCUCCCUUGCAGUGAAUGCAAGCAGGUCAUCCGGGGGAACAUGUUUGAAGCCAGUGGCAGGUCCACCCAGACGAUUUGCGAAGAUUGCUACUGGGAGCACCAUUACGGAGACGCCUCGUACACCAAAAAACACAAGCAUUCCAUCGCGGAUGAGGUCGUCGCCCGCGUCGGUAGGCAUGCUCGGUGCAGGGCUUGUCGCAGACGGCAUACGGAAAAUUCGCGGCCAUAUAUGCUGGGGAGCAGAAGAGAGAUGCAGAUUUUGGCGGACGCAAAGUACUUGGGCGUCCAGGAGGCGCGGAAGAGAACAGGCCUGUCGAAUGCACCUAUUCCCUUGGCGAAGGUGAUUCAAGAAGACUACAACAGGCGGUCUGCCAAAUAUGAUGCCGCUUGGAGGUCUGGCGACAUGCGCCUGGUCGGGGACGAGUGGCUGUGUCAGGAUUUCGUCCAGGAGAAUCCAUGGAAGAACAUCCGUGUGGCUGUUCGAGUAGGACCACUGGUCUUUGAAAACGGCACUAAAGAGAGUCGAAAUGGGGCUGGAAUAACCCUUCGUGAUCCAAUUUUCGGACAAGGGCAGCAAAAAGCGGACCGUAUUUCCCUUGCCGUCUGUGGAGAGUUGGAGAGACAGCUGUGGCGCCAGCCGGGCAUUCGUCCGCAGAAAUUAAAACGCUUCCAAGCUAUCCUGAAGCAAGUCGUCGGAACUCCCUUCACGGGCUGGCCUUUGUCAACGGCAGAGCACGAGAUCAUUGAACUCUUAGUGAAAGCAAGCAGUGACAGCGCAUAUGGUACACGAUCCGAGUUGCAGGACAAAGUCAAAACAUUUCUCAGUCCAUGGGUGUCUGUUUAUCUCAGAAGUAUCGCGGGAAAGUUACUGGACAGCAAAACCACACUCGCAUGGGACGCAUCGACCAACAACUGCCAGCAAUUCUGUGACUCGCUGCUCGACUGGCAGGUUUUCGGUCCCCUUCUUUCUGAGGCUUCCAUCCUUAGCUCGGAAAAAGACCCCCCGCAAGCCCUCUACCGAGUAAGCUUCCUAUGUCGCCCUGGCGCGACACAGAAUCCCUUCUCUCACCCAACGACCAUCAGCGACGUCCCAUAUGGACUGACAGAGGAGUAUAUCCGCCGCUUCCACUUUGGUUGUUACACUGGGCCCGACCUGAUUGACUCACUCCACGAGUACUGGUUCGACUGGGCCGGAUUCAAGCAACAUCUCUAUCCCCACCAGAACUUUUUCCCCUGGGACUGCACGGAAGCACUCUACCGCUACCCCGUCAAAUGCGGUGACUGCACACUGUCCAAGCACCUCUGGGCCUUUCCAUUCGAUUCCUGGUCGAUCAUUGCCCUCCAUCUUUCAAGAAACGCACUCGCCUACCCUCCCUCUGAAUCAAACCCUCCAUCCGAAGUGACCUGGAUGCAGAACCGCCUCACCCUCCUCACAGCACUAGACACACUCUGCGCCGGGGCGACAGCCAUGUCCAAUGACCCGCACUUCCGCGCCGCAACAAAAUGGCUCCACCUUCAGUCCGACCCAGCAACCGAUCGAAUUAAGCUAGGCGGUAUCAACCGCGCACAGCCGUAUAGCCACGCGCUGGAGCAUCGCACGCACGACGAGUUCUUCGUCGCAAAGUGGAUUUCGAACACUCGUCAAUCCCGCGCUCAAGGCUAUGAGACCUUGCGAGAGAAGCUGCACAUGCCGAGGACGGGGCAGGAGAGGGACCGGGUGUUCUGGGGCCUUGAGGGGUGCGCGCCGCCUAGAUCGUGUGCGGUGUCUCCGGUUGAGGACUGGAAUGCGCCAAAUGCAAACUUUGUGGUGUCGGUCACUGCUUCUUCUAGUUGUGGGGCUUGUGGAACACAGGCGAUUGCGGCUGCUUGUGCUGCAAACUGUGGUGCAAGUUGUGGUAGCGGAGGUGGCGGAGGAUGUUGA
Aspergillus thermomutatus is the source of this 2535-nucleotide messenger RNA. RefSeq lists its product as uncharacterized. The record is from RefSeq and is a predicted model, not a curated record. NCBI's taxonomy places the organism in Eukaryota, Fungi, Ascomycota, Eurotiomycetes, Eurotiales, Aspergillaceae. The transcript is spliced from 2 exons. The coding region runs from base 1 to 2535 and encodes 844 amino acids.